AUGGCUCUCACUGGUAAAUUAAGUGCUGAAAUUGGAAUCCAAACUCCUCCAGCUAAAUUCUUCAACUUCAUCGCAAAACAACUUAACCAUAUUCAAAACAUUACUGAGAAAGUGCACCAAACCAAGUUGCAUCAAGGUGAUUGGCAUGCCAUUGGUUCAGUUAAGCAAUGGACUUAUGUCAUAGAUGGAAAGGUAACAACAUGUAAAGAGAGCAUUGAAGCCAUUGAUGAAAGAAACAAGUCAAUUACAUACAACCUCUAUGAUGGAGAUGUCAGUCAUCAGUAUAAAAUAUUGAAGCUCAUCUUUCAAGUGAUUGAAAAGAAUGAUGGUGGUGCUUUUGCAAAGGGUACUUUUGAAUAUGAAAAGAUCAAUGAGCAUGUUGAACCUCCAUAUGGCUACAUGGAGUACAUAACCAAGGUCUUUCAAGAUAUUGAUGCACAUCUUCUCAAGGCAUAG
Messenger RNA from Abrus precatorius (Indian licorice), 456 nucleotides. RefSeq names its product MLP-like protein 43. The record is from RefSeq and is a predicted model, not a curated record. NCBI's taxonomy places the organism in Eukaryota, Viridiplantae, Streptophyta, Magnoliopsida, Fabales, Fabaceae. The transcript has 2 exons. Bases 1 to 456 code for a protein of 151 amino acids. Gene Ontology annotation, biological process: defense response.